AUGUUUCGUCAUCUUUUUCUCUUCAGAAAGCCUAAUACGAUAUGUGGUAUUACCGCUAUCACUACACAAACAUGCUGUCCGCCAUCAUCAGCCGUAUCACCUAAUAAGAGAUCGAUCAAUAUUUUUAUCCCAGUACCAUAUAUUUCCACAUUUCCUGAAUUGGACAGUUUAGGAGGUAGAUUGGGUAGUUUAGGAGGUGGACUGAGUAAUUUAGGAGGUGGAUUGAGUAGUUUAGGUGGUGGAUGGAAUAGUUUAGGCGGUGGAUGGGGUAGUUUAGGAGGUGGGUGGGGUAAUAUAGGAGGUGGAUUAGGUGGUUUAGGAGGUGGAUUGGGUAGUUUAGGAGGUGUAUGGGGUAAUUUAGGAGGUGAAUUGAGUAGUUUAGGAGGUGGAUUGAGUGGUUUGGGCGGUGGAUUAGGUGGUCUAGGCCGUCCGUACUUUGGAUACUUCACUCAAUAUCUUGGUCCGGCAAGCGCAAAUGGAAUAUGUCCAGCUGGGAUAAAUAUUAAUGGCCAAUGUUGGUAUAAUAGUAUUGGAAACAAAAAAUGA
Messenger RNA from Cercopithifilaria johnstoni, 546 nucleotides. The record is from the annotation of a GenBank genome assembly. Lineage: Eukaryota; Metazoa; Nematoda; Chromadorea; Rhabditida; Onchocercidae.